AUGAAUUUAGAACCUAUUCAAAUUGAGCUUGAGAACUUCUUUGACGUUAUUAUAGUCGGUGGUGGAACUUGUGGUUUAGCUGUUGCUGCUAGAUUAUGUGAAAAUUGUCCAGGCUCAAUAUUUACGGAAGAUGAACAUCAAAGGUUCCAUUGGUUGAAACAAAGAGGUCAUAAAGUGAAUCUACUAGAUAAACCUGGUUAUUCCAAUUGUGCAAGUUUUAAAAGUUCUGAUAUUUUAGUCCUUGAUUUGAUGGAUAAUAAGUUUUGCAGCCAAUGGGAGCAACAAUUUAAAUCCUGUCAAAUUCCAUAUUUGAGAUCUCCAAUGUUUUUCCAUUUAGAUCCAGUUACUAUUGAUGGAAUGUAUAAUUUUUCAUUCUUGAAUAAUAGGCAAAAUGAAUUAAUGGAGAUUACAAACGUAGUUGGUAAAGAAUUCUCAAAACAUCAACAAAAGAGGAUCAAACGAAAGAAACUGAAUAGAAUUGACGAUAAGACUCAUGAUGCAAACGGGAUAGUUGAUAUUAAUAUGAGAGAUUGGAGGGAUUAUUAUAGACCAUCAACCAAAUUGUUUCAUGAUUAUAAUGAAGAAAUAGUCACGAGGUACAAUUUACAAAAUUGUGUAAGACAAGACGAAGUAUCAUAUAUAGAAUAUAAAUUACUUCAAUCUGGGGAGAAUAUAGGUAAAGGCUUAGUUAUAACUACUAAAUCAGGUAAGCAAUAUGGUUGUAAAAUUGGUAUUGUUUCAACUGGACAUUUUGGUGAUAUAAAUUACCCCAUAAAACCCUUUAACAAUACUAAAAAUACAUGUCAUACAACACAUUUAUUUCAAAAUAAGGUUAAAUUUUUAGAUGAUCAUUAUUUCAAGAAUCGUAAGCUGAAGAAUAUAGUCAUUGUUGGUGGUGGAUUGACUUCAGCUCAAUUAGCUCAUGUUGCAUGUCAAGAUCCCACUGUUAAAUCAGUAACUUUAUUAUUCAGAUCACCGAUUAAAAUUAAACAUUUUGAUUUUCACUUAGAUUGGGUUACAAAGUAUAAAAAUGUCAAGAAAUCAGCAUUUUACAUCAAAGACACUGAUGAAGAAAGAUAUGAAAUGUUAAUAAAUGCAAGAGAAGGAGGAUCAAUAAAUCCCGAAUAUUAUAAAAAGCUAAACAAACAUGUAAAAUCAGGUAAAUUGAAAUGGUUAACAAGUACAAGUAUAGUUGAACAAGCUUUUGAUGAAACAUAUGAAUUGGCAUUGAAUAGUGGAGAUAAAUUAUCAAACGUUGAUUUUAUAUAUUUUGCAACUGGAAUUAGAGCAAAUGUUAAUUCAUUAAAAUUUUUGCAACCAAUAUUGAACGAGCAAAAGAUUGAUAUUGUAGAAGGUUAUCCAUGUUUAACUGAUAAUCUUCAAUGGAAUGAGGAAGUUCCUUUAUUCAUGACUGGUAAAAAUGCUUCAUUAAAAAUUGGUCCAACAUCUGCCAAUUUAGAUGGUGCAAGAACAGCAGCUGAACGAAUUGGAUGGUAUUUACAAGAUUUAAAACAACGAGGUGAAUUAAAUUGGAGUGGUGUGGAAACAAGUACAAAUAAUUCAUCUAUUUUUGAUACACAAUUAAAAUUAGCAAGUGGACAAUUAAAUUGGUUUACAUUAUUAGAUACAGCAUAA
Molecule: messenger RNA, 1635 nt
Organism: Insectozyma verbasci
Lineage: Eukaryota; Fungi; Ascomycota; Pichiomycetes; Serinales; Debaryomycetaceae
Source: the annotation of a GenBank genome assembly